Messenger RNA from Tripterygium wilfordii, 1789 nucleotides. Its product is annotated as ethylene-responsive transcription factor CRF1-like. Gene Ontology annotation, biological process: regulation of DNA-templated transcription. Bases 653 to 1627 code for a protein of 324 amino acids. Gene Ontology annotation, molecular function: DNA binding; DNA-binding transcription factor activity. NCBI's taxonomy places the organism in Eukaryota, Viridiplantae, Streptophyta, Magnoliopsida, Celastrales, Celastraceae. The record is from RefSeq and is a predicted model, not a curated record. The transcript has a single exon.
GUCAGUUGUCUCCGUCUCUCUCAAAUUGCUCUUCCUCUGAUUCUCUCCCUCACCAUUUGAAUCUUCUGACUUCUUUUUUCACCUAACAGCGAAGAGAGAAAGCAAAAGAAAAUACUGGGUUGAGGUUGGAGGGUGAUUCGAGUCAUUUUGAUUCUCUUUCCUUUUCCGGCAUAGCUUUUGGUACAGGCCUUCACUUUUUCCUUCCUCUCUGCGACUUUGCUUGAAAAAAUCCCUUUUCUUUUUCUUUUUUUUUUCCUGGGUCUUGGUCUCUCCUGCGAUUAAUACUACCCACAACAUUCUCUUUGGGUGACAUUUCCACUCCCACCCCUACUCCCACUCCCACUCUUUAUCUCUUCUUACUUUGUCACUUUCAUUGAAAUUUCUCGGCCUUCCAUAACUUUUUGGGAGACUAUUUAGUCUCUCUUUGUUGGUAGAUUUUAACUUUUCUCUCCGUUUCAAGCUUCUCUUUAACUUGUUUCAGUCUCAGCUUUCUUUAUAUCCUCUCCCUCUUUAUUCCCUCAAACGAAUCUGCCCCUUUUUGCCCGCUCUAUUUCAUAGUCUUCACCUCCGCACGUUCAAGCUCUUCAUCUUCAAUGCCUACAAAGUGAUUCUGCAAAAAAACCAAUCUAUUCAAUUGACUAAUCCAAGCAUAAUGCCUCCAAUCAAAUACACUGAACACCGCAGCCAUACCAGGCUAGUUAGGCCGUCAAAUUCGGGUCAAGAAACAAAAUCCAGAGUUAUUCGAAUAUCAGUCAUGGAUGCAGAUGCCACCGAUUCUUCAAGUGACGAGGAAGGUGAGGUUUAUGGAAGAAAGAGAGUGAAGAAGUUUGUGAACGAGGUUGUGGUAGAGUCCAGUACCAGCCAAAGCGACGGCGUUAGGAGAAGUUCGUCUCUAAGUAGCAGGAAAAAGGCGAAAAAGUCUGUCACAGCCGGAAAAGCAGGUAUCCCGGCGAGUCUCCGGCCAGUGACCGUGGGAAGAAAGUUUCGAGGCGUACGACAACGGCAGUGGGGGAAAUGGGCGGCGGAGAUCAGAGACCCUCUGCGACGUGUACGGCUCUGGUUAGGUACAUAUGAUACUGCAGAGGAGGCUGCUAUGGUCUACGACAACGCGGCUAUCCAGCUGCGUGGACCCGACGCGCUCACAAAUUUCGUCACUCCGCCUUCAAAACCCCAGCCGGAAAGCAAACCGGCUUUAUUUUGCGACUACAACUCUGGCGACGAGUCUCUGAACAACGAUAUCUCGUCACCGACCUCAGUGUUACGGUGCCCUUCUCCUCCUUCUUCAAAAGAAGAGGCCGAGACGCAUUGUGUGAUUUCAAGCAAGGAAGGCCCAGAAGUGGUAGCUUCGCACCGCAAAGAGUCAAGUAUGCAUAAGGAUUGCUCGGACCAUUCAACUUUUGGUGCUACUCUGUUUCCACGAGACAUGUACGAUUUUCAGACUUCUGUGCCGGACAUUGUCUACGAAACAAGUCUGAGAACCGGAUUUUGGAACGACGAUUUCGGCGAUAGAAUCAUGAAUUCGUGUAUGGAUUUCGGAUUCGGGUUUGGAUUCUCCAAGUGGCACGUGGAGGACCAUUUCCAAGAUAUAGGUGAUUUGUUUGGGUCGGAUCCUCUCGUUACAAUGUGAAUCUUCUUCAUUAUCGUAUUGCCAUUUAUUGCCCUUUUCCGGAGGCAACAAUUUUGUAUCGGCGGGAAGAACACAUCGGCCACGUUUUUACUUUUUUUUUUUAAAAUUUUAUUUAUGGUUUAUUAUUUAUUAAUUAAUUAUAAAUAUUAGUAAUGAAAAGAA